CCGUGGUGCUCCGCGGCGUGGCUCGCUCUUCCGGUCGCGGCCUCGCUCUUCCGGUCGCAGGCAGCCGGGGCUCAAAGGGCGGUCGCGGCGGUCGCGGCGGGCGGCGGCGCAGAAUGUUGGUUACCAGGGUCUUUAGCCUAAUUGGCAAGCGAGCCAUUUCCACCUCUGUGUGUGCACGAGCACAUGGGAGCGUCGUGAAGAGCGAUGACUUUGCUCUCCCUAGUUACGUUGACCGGCGUGACUACCCCUUGCCUGAUGUGGCCCAUGUCAGGCAGCUGUCCGCCAGCCAGAAGGCCCUGAAGGAGAAGGAGAAGUCCUCCUGGAGCAGCCUGACCAGGGACGAGAAAGUCGAGUUGUAUCGCAUUCAGUUCAACGAGAGCUUUGCUGAGAUGAACAGGGGCACCAACGAGUGGAAGACCGUGGUGGGCACAGCCCUGUUCUUCAUCGGUUUCACUGCCCUCGUUCUGAUCUGGGAGAAGCACUAUGUGUACGGCCCCAUCCCACACACCUUUGAUGAAGAGUGGGUGGCAAUGCAGACCAAGAGGAUGCUGGACAUGAAGGUCAGCCCCAUCCAGGGCUUCUCUGCCAAGUGGGACUAUGACAAGAAUGAGUGGAAGAAGUGAGAGCCCACUGCUCACGUACCUGUCACUCCAUCACCUCUGCAUCUUUACUGGAAACUGUCAUGUCAAACAACCAGUGCUAAUAAACGACAAGUUACAUGGAA
Messenger RNA from Sciurus carolinensis (gray squirrel), 724 nucleotides. Its product is annotated as cytochrome c oxidase subunit 4 isoform 1, mitochondrial. NCBI's taxonomy places the organism in Eukaryota, Metazoa, Chordata, Mammalia, Rodentia, Sciuridae. The record is from RefSeq and is a predicted model, not a curated record. Bases 114 to 623 code for a protein of 169 amino acids. The transcript has 5 exons. Gene Ontology annotation, biological process: mitochondrial electron transport, cytochrome c to oxygen.